Molecule: messenger RNA, 1750 nt
Organism: Andrographis paniculata
Lineage: Eukaryota; Viridiplantae; Streptophyta; Magnoliopsida; Lamiales; Acanthaceae
Exons: 1
Coding region: 15-1496 (493 amino acids)
Molecular function (GO): protein binding; mRNA binding
Source: RefSeq, a predicted model, not a curated record
AAUUCAAUCCAGCAAUGGUGACGAAGAAGAGAUCUGCAGCAGCAGCAGGAGAAGACGCCCGAUGCCUGACGCUGCAGCUAGUGAUGGAAAAAGGUCCGCUCGGGGGUCAGAUCAGGGGCUACAAGCCCGGAACUUUGGUCAAAAUUGGCCGGAUUGCUCGAGGCAAUACGCUCGCAAUCAAAGACGCCGGAAUAUCCUCCAAACACCUCCGCAUCCAGGUUGAACCCGCCCGGGACGGAGGACGCCAUUGCUGGACUGUAACUGACUUAGGGUCUUCGAACGGGACGUUCCUGAACGGCGCACAGCUGGAGGAGUCGGAGCCUGCUGUUAUCGCGGACGGUGAUGUCAUAAAAAUGGGUGAGUUGACUUCGAUUAGAGUUAAAUUCGAAGCGAAUGUGGAAGAGAGUAGGUUUAAUUCUAGAAAUGUGAGGAGGAACGCGAAGCGUAGGAUGGGUGCGGUUGGGGAAGAAUUAGGGAUAAUUGAUGAGAACUCUGAGUCAGGGUUAGGGGAGGGUAAUUGCACAGAAAAUAUAACCAAUUUGGUUCCUGAAUCCAUAAACAAAAAGGAUGAAAAUUUGGGGGCAUUAGUUAAAGAAAAUGUGGGAGGAAGAAGAACACGGGGAUCUGCAACGGCUAAAUCAAAAAAUGUGGGCGAAAUUCAUGUGAAAGUAGAGAGUUUGGAGAAUGUAAGUUGGAGGAGGACUAGAAGUUCAAAGAAGGAAGACAAUUUGAGGAGUUUGAUGCACGAGGUUGAUGAAGGUAAUGAAAUUUCUGUAGCUGAGGUUAUCCAAGGGAGGAAUGUGAACCUGGGAGGGACUAGGACUUGUAAGAACAAUUUGAGUAUGUCUGAGGAUUCAAAUGCUGCAGAAGGGGACAAAGAUUUGGGGCUGAAUGAGCUGGAUGAAGAUAAUGAAAUAUCUGCUGCCAUGGCAGAGAUAGAGGUUGAGCAAGGGAGGAAUUUGAGGAGUUCCAAGAAUGAGGAUUUAGAGCCCAAUGAGGCUAAAGGCGUGCAAAGAGCGUGCAUGAGGAGUACAAGGAGUUCGAGAAAGGAAGGAGUUGUUAUAAGUGAAGUUGGAAUUGAUUUGAGUGUUAAUGAUGAUAAAAGGAUGAGGAAGGGUCCGAGAGGGAGAAGGAAGUUGCCUGCCCGAAUUCCUGAGGAGAAAGAAGAAGAGAAUUUGGAGAAUAUGUUAUGUGAAGAAGAGGAAAGGGAAACAGAAGCUGCUGGUGUUGAUGAGUUGGCAGAGCCAGGGGGAGAAGGUGUUUCGGGGUUGGCUAGCUCAUCUGGGAUCAAGAAAGAUGUCGCUGGUGUUGGGAAUGGGGAGGAGGCUGUAAUUCCACUUCCGGAUUUGGAGAAGAUGACAAUGGGGGAGUGGUUCGAUUUUCUUGAAGUGUUUCUUCCUAAGCAGAUUAUUGAUGCAACAGAGGCCAUGGUUUCUGAGAUGAAGUGGAAGGCGAAGAGAUUGAAUGAGUAUAUGAUGAAGAAGAAGAAAUCUUAAGGCAGCGACCUGGCAACAAAUUUGUAAGUGUUUUGGAAAUUCAAAACUGCAUUAUGCUGACAGUUUUGUUUUGCUAUGUGAUUCAAGAGUUUAGAUCACUUAGAAGUUUGCUACUAGAACAUUAGAUCGAAUGCUAUUUGCAUAUAAUACUGUGGAAUCCAAUAGAAAGAUGCUUGGCAUUUUGUUUACAUUCAUUGAUUUCUACUAUAGUUGUUAGAUGCUGUAAUGCUGUAAGUAUUUGAGUUCGAAUCUGG